Molecule: messenger RNA, 888 nt
Organism: Moesziomyces antarcticus
Lineage: Eukaryota; Fungi; Basidiomycota; Ustilaginomycetes; Ustilaginales; Ustilaginaceae
Exons: 1
Coding region: 1-888 (295 amino acids)
Source: RefSeq, a predicted model, not a curated record
AUGGCCGAGACGGCAGGUACAUCCGCCUCGACACCCUCGGCGAGGAAGCCGCGCGGAGCCAAUCCUUCGGCCGACUACAAGUCGCUCUUCCUCAAGUCCAAGGACAAGUACGACCGCGUCUCGACCGACCACACCGACCUCGUAGCCAACGUGGGCAAGGCCGCGCUCAAGCAGCAGAAGCUACGCGAGGAGCUCGACUUUCUUCUGGACGCCAUCGCGUCCAAGCAGGCGCAGCGCGUUCGCAUCGAGCAGGCGCAUCGCGACCGUGCGCUCGAGCUCGAGCGCGAAGCAGCCGCCGCAGUAGCUGCUGCUGCAGCUGCCAGACAACACGCAAGCUCUCUCGGCAGCAGGGAUGCCAAGCGCGAUCGUGGCGCGUAUGACUCGCGCUAUCACGCUAGCGCGGACGACUACAGGCCCUACUCGGCGCGGUAUGCAGACCAAGCGUCGUACGCGGCAUACGAAUCGACUGACCGCACAAGGUACGCCUCGCCACCUCCGCAUCCAUCACGUGCUGUAGCCGGCAGCGCAUCCUCCCAAAGAGGCGACGCGUAUCCCGCGUCUGAGACCACCUCGCCUCCGCGUGCACUGCCUCGCGAUCCGUAUGCGCCGGCAUCCUACCGCCACCCCACUUCGCAAUCGCCUCCUGUGGCGCAUCGAGCGCGUGCAUACGACCAGCAAUCUCCGCCUCUCCGUCACGAAGCACACCACGCAUAUCGCGAGUCUACACCGCCCCUGCCGCCACCAGCAGCAGUCGCAUCUUCGGCAGGCGCUGCCGUCAAGAGGCCAAGGCCGACAUCCGUCGAGCGAGAACUACUCGAAACCGAACAAGGCUACGACCAAGAUUCACGCCAUCGCACACAUCACACCAAGCGAGCCAGGAACGACUGA